CUAGUUUCCUCGAUUGUUUUUAAAUACUCGGAUAAUGCAUAUACUGGUUAGACAAGACCGCAAAUCAGUAAAUAGCUUUGUGUUAUCAAGUCGCACGGUUGUACCAGUCGUGUGCGGUUGAAGACUGGAUAGAGAGUUGACGAAUUUGAAAAAAAAAUGCAAAUAGCGGCAGAUCCUCGUGAUUUAUUAGUCAGUUCUUAUCAACGGACAACCUGCAAUUAAAAAGUCCCACAUACUUGUCCAGUGGAGGAAGCGAUAAAAUUUUGUUACAACUCCGGAAUUGUUUCCCAAAAAAUGGAGUAAAAACUUUUCGCGCAAUUUUGAGCGUUCUGUAAUUUUGGGAAUACCAUCCAAUGUUGGAAAAACAGAAGACAAAGAUACUGAGGCAGUGAAAACGAGAGAAUGAUUCAAAGUAAAGAUGCUGUUCGAAAUCGCUUGAAGAAAGGAAUAGUAUCUGGUGAAACUUCAAAGGAAGAUGAUCUUCAUGAAGUUGCGAAUGGGGAUGUUCCUGGAGAAUCUGCGCUACCGGAUAUAAAAGAUGAUGGGGAAAAAUCAGACCGAUCUGCAGAUGAGGAACGAGAGGAAAAUUCAUCUCUGAUCGAGAAUGGUGCCAAUGGGAUGGAUGCUGAUGAUGAUGAACCACCGGAGGAUGAAGACUCGCGUGAUGACGAAAGCGCUCAAGUUCAAGAGCUCACAACCAUCUGGCGUUUAUACGCAGUUGUAAGAUUGUAUUAUCGGUGGUUUAGUGAUAAUCUCGAAAAUAUCAUUGAUGAUUUGACGAUAAGACUAUUUAAUUUCUAUUUCGGUCUGCAACGAGAAUAGAAGAAUAAUUACUCUUCCAAUAGAAGGGGAAAGUUUGCGACAUGAGGAGAAAUAAAAAUUAUUUAUAUCCCAAAACUUGGAGUGGAUUAAAAAUGAAAAACUCAAUCAAUUCUCGUUCCCUGGAAUGCAAAACAACGUGACGCCAGCAAUUUUUAAUAAACAAUUGAACCAAGUACUUUCUGAAUGUAUAGAGACGUAGAAGUAAUUCUGCGAAUUGAAAAAAUUCAUUUUACUACAUGCGACAUUCAAUUACACGAGUUUCAAAAGAUUUUUCAGACAAUAAAAAAAAUCCCGAAGUAUUGAAUUUCGAAGAAUCUAUCCCAAUUUCGCCUGGAGUAACAAAAAAAAUAAAAUAUAAUAGGUUAUUUGAAACCCUGAAGAUAUUUCUUCAAUUUCUAAUUUCUAUCUUAAUUGAAUUUCCACAGAAUCCCGUUUCGCGUUAAAUUUCCGUGAUUUCAGAGAAAAGUGAGAGGAAUGGAGUAUAUUUCCGAUAGUGUCACGAGUCUGAACUUAAUUGAAAAUCCCAGUGCAGUCGGUUAUUCAAAAUAUGUCUGAAACUGUUUAACAAAGUAGAUCCGUUACCGUUUACUCGAGUAGAUCGGCAACAGUCAGAUGCUCGGCAGCUGGUGCAGGAAACUGAGUUUAGAUAUUCAUGAGGUGAUCGUAAAGGAUGCAGGGCAAUCUCUACGAGAACGAUGCGUUUGUAUUCUCCCUAAAAAAAAUCCUUUUUCCUCCACCAAAAUCGAAAUUCAUUAUUCAGACACAUCCUCCAGCGACGCGCCAUCACGAUAUAUUCUGUUUUACCAUUUUACUCGAUUUAGUGAAUUGCGCGCGAAUUUUGUUGACCCAUCAAUCCUGGAAACGUAACACUCGGAUCGACUGGAUAUUUCGCUGGAGGAAAAAAAAAAGUUUCAUUCAAGUUUAAAGCAUUCAGAGACGAGUUGCGAAGAAGAAAUCAUAUCUACCUUAGACAUCUGUAUUUUAUGUCGAGAGCUUUAUGUCGUUGGUGCGGCUGAUACCUAGCAUUGUUGUCCUCUGUAUGAAACCACCGGUAUACCCUGCCCCAGUUGUCAUUCGAAAUGCUUUUCACAUUUUCUCAGAGUUCACGCAAGUUCAGAUACUCCCAUCUUUUCUCCCACAAUGGGUGAAGUCAGAAUUCCAUUGCAUAAACUUAUGGACACGAUGAAAAAAUAAUUAAAUAUUUCAUUUUCUUUACUCA
This is a messenger RNA of Fopius arisanus, 2041 nucleotides long. RefSeq lists its product as uncharacterized. The transcript has 4 exons. The record is from RefSeq and is a predicted model, not a curated record. Lineage: Eukaryota; Metazoa; Arthropoda; Insecta; Hymenoptera; Braconidae. Bases 403 to 822 code for a protein of 139 amino acids.